This is a messenger RNA of Polyodon spathula (Mississippi paddlefish), 7227 nucleotides long. RefSeq names its product myotubularin related protein 4 (gene mtmr4). Lineage: Eukaryota; Metazoa; Chordata; Actinopteri; Acipenseriformes; Polyodontidae. The record is from RefSeq and is a predicted model, not a curated record. Gene Ontology annotation, biological process: dephosphorylation; regulation of autophagy. The coding region runs from base 507 to 4025 and encodes 1172 amino acids. Gene Ontology annotation, molecular function: phosphatidylinositol-3,5-bisphosphate 3-phosphatase activity; metal ion binding; protein phosphatase binding. The transcript has 20 exons.
GGGGGGGGGGGGGGGGAGUAUAGUCUUCUGAAACUGGUGUGUAUAACAUACAUAUUUGUAUGAGUUUUUAAAAGAGGUGCCUCCAUAUUAUUAUAGGGUUAAAGUUAAAAGCAGGAGAUCGCCCUAAAAGAUGGUUAAUAGUAUAGGAUAAUGUGAUUUUUGUUUUAAAGCUGCAGGGGGUAGAUUUAAAUAUAUCCUGUGUUUGUGGCCCAGUAACAAGUUCCACUGUCAACCUGGCAGCAUUUCAAACGUAACGUCAUGAGCCUGGAUUGAAAACAAGGGCUGGCAAAUUGCAGGAGGAAGCUUGCAACGAGAGCAGAGAUUGUAUAGCGCACAGUUUUAUACAUUAACACAAUACAGUCAAAUGAAAUCACUGUGCACGGAAUGGAAGGUGGGAAGUGAAUGAAUAACACCUCAAUCGAUCGGGCAGGUGACACUGGAGUGAAAUCGGAAGGAGCCAGCCGGAGCUGAUUCGAAUUCAUCAGCAUAGAAGUCCAGUCUAAAAGAUGGGUGAGGAGGGACCUCCCAGCCUGGAGUACAUUCAGGCCAAGGACCUGUUCCCUCACAAGGAGCUGGUGAAGGAAGAGGAGAGCCUGCAGGUGCCGUUCCCAGUACUCCAGGGGGAGGGGGUUGAAUAUCUCGGCCGUGCCGACGAUGCCAUCAUUGCGAUAUCCAAUUACAGGAUUCACAUUAAGUUCAAAGACUCCGUUAUCAAUACCCUUCCGCGGGGGGUGGACAGUGAGAUAUCAGUGCCUCUGAGGCUGAUUGAUUAUGUGGAGUGCCGGGACAUGUUCCAGCUCCACAUCAUCUGCAAAGACUCCAAAGUGGUCAGGUGCCAUUUCUCCACCUUUAAACAAGGCCAGGAGUGGCUGAAGAGGCUGAACAGGGCCAUCGCUCACCCGGCCAGGUUGGAGGAGCUGUUUACCUUUGCCUAUCACGCCUGGUGCCUGGGAGCCUGCGUCGAUGAGGAGGAUCAGCACGUUCACCUGUGCCGUCCUGGAGAUCACGUGCGUCACAGGUUUGAGAUGGAGUUGGUGAGAAUGGGCUUUGAUUUACAGAACGCCUGGAGAGUGUCUGAUAUCAAUAGCAACUACAAGCUCUGUUCCAGUUACCCCCAAAAGCUGCUGGUUCCUGUCUGGAUCACAGACAAAGAGCUGGAGCACGUCGCCUCCUUCAGGUCAUGGAAGAGAAUUCCAGCUGUGGUGUAUAGACACCAGCGGAACGGCUCUGUGAUUGCACGCUGCAGCCAGCCGGAGAUCAGCUGGUGGGGCUGGCGGAACACCGAUGACGAGUAUUUAGUGACAUCCAUCGCCAAGGCGUGCGCGCUCGACCCUGGGGUGAAAACACGGGGCGCCGCCAACCCUCGGAGCAGGAGCGAGGGGGGCGACGCCUCCGACAGUGACUUUGAUUCCUCCCUGACAGUCUGCCCCAACCCAGAGGCCGCCGGGGCCCCUCAGAAGCUGCUGAUCCUGGACGCCCGCUCCUACGCUGCAGCCGUCGCCAACAGAGCCAAGGGGGGAGGCUGCGAGUGUGAAGAGUAUUACCCCAACUGUGAAGUGAUGUUCAUGGGAAUGGCAAACAUCCACUCUAUUCGGAACAGUUUCCAGUCUCUCCGGGCUGUGUGUGGCCAGAUCCCAGACCCCGGAAACUGGCUGUCUGCUCUGGAGAGCACUAAGUGGCUGCAGCACUUGUCUGUGAUGCUGAAGGCUGCCACGCUGGUCUCCUCGGCAGUGGAGAGGGAGGGCCGGCCCGUGCUGGUGCACUGCUCAGACGGCUGGGACCGGACCCCGCAGAUUGUAGCGCUCGCCAAGAUCCUACUGGACCCCUACUACAGGACCAUAGAGGGGUUUCAGGUCCUGGUGGAGACAGAGUGGCUGGACUUUGGCCACAAGUUUGGGGAUCGCUGUGGACACCAGGAGAACUCCGACGAUCUGAGCGAACAGUGCCCAGUGUUCCUGCAGUGGCUGGACUGCAUCCACCAGCUCCUCAAGCAGUUCCCCUGUCAGUUUGAGUUUAACGAGGCUUUUCUGGUGAAGCUGGUCCAGCACACUUACUCCUGCCUUUAUGGGACUUUCUUGUGUAACAACGCCGGCGAGAGAGAAGCACGCAACAUCUACAAGAGAGCCUGCUCCGUGUGGUCGCUACUGCGCACCGGGAACAAGAACUUCCAGAACUUCCUCUAUAUGUCCAGCUACGACACGGUGCUCCAGCCGGUCUGUCAUGUGAGGGCCCUCCAGCUGUGGACAGCAGUGUAUCUGCCCACGUCAUCCCCCUGCACUGCUGCAGAAGACAGCAUGCACAUGUACCUGUGCCCUGCCACGCAGCCUGAGGAGCUCACCUCCAGAUCUCUGGACAGGCUUCCCAAAACAAGAUCAAUGGAUAACCUCGUCUCUGCUUGUGACAGCGGGGCGCCUCUGACUCGCACCUCCAGUGACCCCAAUCUGAACCAGCACUGCCAGGAGGGGCGGCCCACGCUGGAACACAAGCCUGGGGCAGCAGGGGGCGCCAGCGAGACGUCUGAGAGCACAGCGCUGACCAACGGGGAGCACGGCGAGUCUGAAAAAGGGGACAGGGAGGGCGAGACACGGCCCCCCGACAGGAAGCAGCUCAACGACGAGAACUUCAACUCUGUCAAGGAGUACGGUCUGAAUCCACAGCCUGUAGAGAGCCCACACAACGCUCUGCAAGGACACAUAGUUUCAAACGCAGAGAACGCACAGCCAAAUCUAUCAGAGAAUUCACCUAGGAAAACACAAGAGGUACCCGAUGACGCCCAGCCGUGCCCAGCUGAGAUAAAGGAGAGCGAUUACCAGGAUUCAGAAACCCCCCAGCCCCCCUCCACAGACACACGUUUACAGGUAGCGGAAAAUGGGUUAACCCUGGAGUGUAAGGAGAGGCGCCUUUUGCUGACGGCAGUGGAACUCCUUCAGUUAAAAAACACACCCCUGGAACUGGACUGCUCAACCGAGGCGCUGACAGAACACAGUGCUGCCCCAGCAACCAAGUGCGCCAAGAGAGCGCAGCCUCUGAAAAGCAACGACCUGGUCCCGAACGCCGAGAGCAACGUGGCUGAGCUUUCGCGGUUCGGCAGAAUGCAGCCUGACUGUGCUAGGACUGCAAGGAAACUCAUUUCCCAGAGCCAGUUCAGUGAGUUUUCUUUACUGGGAUCUAACUGGGAAAGCAACAUGCAGGGCUUGGUCAAAUCGGCAUGCAACGGGGAAGCGGGUCCCCGCAGGGCGACCAGCUACCAGAACCGAAGGCUGGCCGGUAAACUCCUGCGAGCGGCGAGCAACAGAGAAAGCCUGCGGCCGGCCAGCAAGGCAACCUGGUGCUCGAUGGUCUCCGCGGGGAGGAACUCCGGGUAUUUUGCGCUGGCAGCUCCCAGCAGGCAAGUUUCUGUCAGCACCUCGUCCUCCUGCUCCCCCCCUGCCUACCUGGACGAUGAUGGGCUAGCUGUGCCGGUGGACGCGGUGCAGCAGAGGCUGCGGCAGAUCGAGGCCGGAUACAAGCAGGAGGUGGAGCUGCUGAGACGGCAGGUCAGAGAGCUGCAGAUGAGGCUGGAGAGCAGGCAGUGCUGCGCGCCUCCCACCGAGCCGGACGAGGACUACCAGGAUGACUUUACGUGUCUGCGAGAGUCUGAUGACAGCGAUGGGGAGGACUCUCUCUCGGUUCACAGUGAUGACCGGCUGUCUGAGGCCAGCUGGGAGCCUAUAGACCGGAAGGACACAGAGGUCAGCUUCCCAGAUUGCCUAUUGCAGGUAACGCGCUGGGUCCCUGAUCACAUGGCAUCUCAUUGCUUCAGCUGUGACUCGGAGUUCUGGUUAGCCAAACGCCGCCACCACUGCAGGAACUGUGGGAAUGUGUUCUGCGGGGGCUGCUGCUACCUGAAACUGCCCAUCCCUGAUCAGCAGCUGUAUGACCCCGUGCUGGUUUGCAACUCCUGCUAUGAUCACAUCCAGGUCUGUAGAGCCCGCGAGAUCAUGAGCCAGCAGCUGAAGAAGCCGAUCGCUGCAGCCUCCAGCUGAACAGAGAUUCCACUGAAUCGGGGUUGGAUCUGUUGACCCGCCACUUUACCAGAUGAGCCGAGCGCCUCCAAGCUUUGACACACACCAAGGGGUGGGUUUGGUGGUGCUGAUGAUGAUGAUUCAGGUCUGGAGCCAAAGCUGGCUAUGCAACUGAUCUAUUAUAAUCGGUGGGGAUUUUAUCCUGAGCCAACACUUUGCAGGACCCUGUGGUGACUGUCUUUAGCUGAAAGAUGGAUCCAGCGUCCAGCGAAAUACAGGGAGUGUUUCUGCGUGAAUUGUACUGGUUGGAAUAACUUCAACUUCAUUCCGGCCCUUCAUCUCAACCUAUGCACCCAGAUUAGUGCAUCUUACAACACUAGACCUUUGGAGGACAAUUUCUGUUGUCUACUGGAGAAGUGUUGCAAUCCAAGGCUUGUUCGGUAUAUCAGAGGCUUAAUAUUUAAAUGCUGCUACAGUAUGUGAACUUUUUUGUGCACUAGAAGCUGUUGUAAAAAGGGGGGGGGGGGGGGGGGGGGGGGCUAAGACCAAACCUACUUUAAUCGAAAGGGAAAGAAAUCAUUAGUGCUGUUGUGUUAUCUUGUGGGCCUGCUAGAGCCGGAAUGUAAUGUUGAAACAAACAAUAUUAAAAUUGAGAAGCAGACACGGUUUAUGGUUUUUCAGAGACCACUGUGUGUAAAUUGGUUGUACAUUGAUGAGAUUUUUUUAAAUGCAUCUCAAAUCCGUUAUCCAGCAAUGCUUUUUUUUUUUUUUUUUUUUUUUUUUUUUGUAAAGCGUCUGGCCCGAAGUAGCACCAUUUGUGACCUUUUCUGUGGGAGGCUGCAAAAUGGAAGAUAAUCACAUUGACAAGCACUAGCUGUUGAAAAACAAAAGGCUGUCAAGUUGAUAUUUCAUGUCCAGGUGUAGUGAGGCAGGGAUAGAGGAAAUACACUUCACUCGUCAUUUUGUGAUUUCCAAGUUAGAGCUAACAAUUCAAAAUCUGAAUGUCUUUGUGGGGUCCAGUUUUCAUAACAGUAGAAAGUAUUACAACAAUUGAAGUCAUCAGUGGCACAGAGCCAUCACUCUUGAACAGGGAUGCAUUACCAAAAAGUGGGACUUGUCAAGACCUUUGCAUGGAUGGCUUGUGAACCGCCUCUUUAUAAGAGUAGUGCCUCGUUGUCUGUGAUGCAUUUUUUCCUUCUCAAACUAACAUUACAUGAAGGCUACUGUAGGCCCUGAAGAAAGUACUUCUAAAGUUCUGUGGUGUUGUGUUUUUUUUUUUUUUUUUUUUUUUUUGGGGGGGGGGGGGGGUGUAUCCACAAUAAACUGUACCAUUUGAUUUGUUGUUCCCGAAGUAAUAGUGCCAUUCUGUGUUUUUGUUUACCUUUUAUCAUUUUGUUGUCAUUGGAUGAAAGCCAGGUAAUAAAUGGGAAAGUGCUUGCUGCUGAAAGGUACGACAAGGAUGAGUUGUGUUGCGUACCUCACCUGAGAAAAAAAUGCAAUUUCAAAGAAAAUAGAGCAAAGUGGGAGGAACUUGACUGGCUGUCAUCUGCCUAAUAAUGUUGGAUCCUGCUUUCAGUUGUGCUGGUGAAGGCAAAAAAAAAAGCCUGAAAUGUAAAAUAUAGAUUCUGUAGUUAUUAAAUCUGUGCAAGCGGCCGAGACCGUCGUCUAGUCUGUUAAUUGUUGUAAAGAAAUGCACUGUACAAGUUGAAUUCCAUGGGUUCAUUAAAACAAAGAUAUACAUCAGGACUUUUGGUCUCCUCUGUGGUUUUCCUUGUUGCUUGGUUAUUGUUGUCCCUGCAUGACUUCACACUAUCCUGCUUUACUCCCACAAGGGAGAACAGAGCUUUUAGAACUGGUGCAGGGCAGAUGCUGUGCCACAUUCCUGCAAGAAGAUCCCUUUCACUUUGCACAGCAGAGCUGGGAUCAAUAUAUCGCAGCAUGGUUUGCUGAAAUUACAAUUAUACCUACAAUGAUAUUUUUUGUUCAAUUACAAUUAGUUACAAUAAUGCUGCAGCAUCACAUUGCACUCAAUGUGAAACAUGAAACUGGGAAUGAUUCAGCUUGAAAAGAUGUCCCCUUAAUGAUAUGGUGCUUAUAAUUAGCAGUUCAUAUUUGAAUUCAAGUGUAAUUAAUUUGGACUGUUGGUCUCUGAUCAAGGUGUAGUUCUUCCUUUGUUUGCAAAAUGCAAUUAGAUUUGCUUUGCUUUAGCUGCUUCUAAAACCAUGCAAACAAUGUGGCUCUUACCUUGAUUCCAUGGUGUUUUUUUUGUUCCUGGAGAGAAGUUAAUGAAAUUGCAUUGAAAGGAAUGUUGUUAAAUACCUCUGGGGUACUUUGUCUUCAGUUUUAUGAGUAAGUAAACAAAAAUGCUUCUGUAACCUUAGUGAUUAUGGUUUCAACAGCCCUGUUCUAAUAAGCUGCUGUCCAUUGCCCGCUAAUGUUUUAUAUGAACUUCAUUUUUGUUCCAGUCCACGGUUCCUGUUCUGCUGACCACCAAUGAAAAGAAGUAUUUUCCACUUGCAGGUGCCAAACAUGUGUAUUGAAUAACCAGGCAGUACUGUGCCUGUAAAUCAGUGCUGGCUGAAAUGUAGCACCCAAGAGAAGUGUCUGGAGUACAUUCAGUGGCCCUGGUUUGUUUUAGAAUUGCAGUUUAUGACAUCUUCCACUAGAGGGUGCACAAGUAACAAGCAUUGCUCGUCUUACUGUUUCUGCAUGUUUUACUGCUUCAGCCUAUAAAGGAUAACCAUGAUCGCCUGUGUUGUAAUGCUGUUUUUUUUAUUGCUAUGAAACAAUUGGUAAGUUUUAGAAAUGUACUUUUCUGCAUUUAGUUCUUGCACUACCUGAUAGAGGAUGCAUAUGUGUCUGUGUGUGUUCCUUCCCCUGUCCCAAGAUCCCAUGUGACACUUUUCCUCCACAAUCAGCAGACAUUACUUUUUAUUUGGAAUAAAAUCAUAGACAUUGCACACACCACAGACAGGAACCACACAGGAUGCCUGCAAAGUGCAUCUGGCCACUCUCAUACAGUCUGUACCCAAUUGAGUGCUCACACAGAUUGAGGAUGUUCUGUUUACAUUCUAGGGCACAUGUGUGACAUGCCACAAAAAGCAAAGACCAAAAGCCUCCUUGCAGCUAUGGGGAAGCACGUGGGUAUAAUUUGGAAUGCCUGGUCCUAUGCAGAAUAUGGAGGUCUUAUAUGAGAGAUACCUGUUGGAGCUGUACACUAAAA